AUGAUGUCCUCUCGCUUCGCCCGCGCUGGCCUGCGUGCCACCCAGCAGUUCUCCGCUCCUCGCACAGCCGCCGUCAACGGCCUGCGGUCCUAUGCCACCCCGGCACAGGAUGUUCGCCCUCCCGUCGCCCUGUUCGGCGUUGAUGGAACCUACGCCACUGCUCUGUACACCGCUUCCUCCAAGUCCUCUGCCCUCGACCAGACCGCUCGUGCCAUCGCAAGCCUCGGCGAGACCCUUCAGGCCGACAAGAAGCUCGGCGCCAUCCUCGGUGCCCCUACCCUGAGCAACGCCGACAAGGCCUCCAUCGUCCAGGAGCUCGCCAAGGUCUCCGGUGACAAGGGUGAAAUCCUCAAGAACUUCCUCGAGACCCUUGCCGAGAACAACCGUCUCGGUGCCCUCGAGGGUGUCUGCGAGAAGUUCGCUACUCUCAUGAGCGCUCACCGCGGUGAGAUCGAGCUCAACAUCACCAGCGCCCAGGAGCUUGACACCAAGACCCUCAACCGUCUCGAGAAGGCCGUCUCCAAGUCUGAGUUCAGCCAGGGCAAGAAGCUCAAGGUUGUUGCCAACGUCAACCCCGACCUCCUCGGUGGUCUCGUCGUUGAAGUCGGUGGCCGCUCCAUCGACCUGAGCGUCUCCUCCAAGAUCGCCAAGAUGAACAAGGCUCUCACCGAUGCUUUGUAA
This is a messenger RNA of Penicillium antarcticum, 681 nucleotides long. RefSeq names its product F1F0 ATP synthase subunit 5. Gene Ontology annotation, cellular component: membrane. Gene Ontology annotation, molecular function: proton-transporting ATP synthase activity, rotational mechanism. Gene Ontology annotation, biological process: proton motive force-driven mitochondrial ATP synthesis. Lineage: Eukaryota; Fungi; Ascomycota; Eurotiomycetes; Eurotiales; Aspergillaceae. The transcript has 4 exons. The record is from RefSeq and is a predicted model, not a curated record. The coding region runs from base 1 to 681 and encodes 226 amino acids.